Cyprinus carpio (common carp) is the source of this 1316-nucleotide messenger RNA. RefSeq lists its product as uncharacterized. The record is from RefSeq and is a predicted model, not a curated record. Lineage: Eukaryota; Metazoa; Chordata; Actinopteri; Cypriniformes; Cyprinidae. The transcript has 7 exons. Bases 164 to 1177 code for a protein of 337 amino acids.
UCAGUGAAGUGGUCAGAGAUUUCCUCCUGUGUCAGUCCUGUCUGAGUCUCGCUGUGAAGACGCUUCUUGAAAUCCAGAACAGAGACGGACAGAAGUCCAGACACUCGUGUCACGAUCUGAAGCUGGGAUUGGGCUCUUCUGGAAACUGGACUUUAGAGAAAUUAUGCUAAUCUUUGGACUGCUGCUGCUGCUGCAAACUGCUGCAUGUCUGGAUCGGUUCUGCAGGAUUAAUCAGUCUGAUAUCUGUUACGCAGCUCUGGGACACAAACUCAAUCUGCUGAUGGUGCGGGACGCUAGUAAAUAUGACACGACGAUACAAAAGAGAAUAAACAAAAACAAAACAACUGAUCCAGUUUGUAGAGUAAAGAAUGGCAGGAUGAGGGAGAAAGAAUGUGAUCUUUAUAGUAACAGACCUGAAGUUGCAGUCAUUAAUGGGACUCUGAUAAUAAACCGUGUGAUCAGAGCAGAUUCAGGGAGUUACACAGUAACUUUAACUCCCUCAGACGGCUCAGACACAUCUACAGAUCUUCAAGUGAAUGUUGAAGCUCCUGUUGGCUCAGUGGAAGUGUCCAUCAGCUGCUCCUCCAGUGGAGUGAAGAGGGUGUCCUGCUCCUCUGAGGGCGAGCAGAUCCUCUACAGCUGGAGUCUGAAUGGAGGUCCACUGAUGGAUGGAAACUCCAGCUUUGAUCUGAAUGAGGGAACUGAUGGAAACAUCAGCUGCAGUGUGAAGAACCACGUCAGUCACGGACAGAAGACCGUUAGUGUCAAACCCUGUCCUGGACCAACUACUGCAUCUGUGACCUCAACAGAAAAUUCACCAACUGGCUUACAUGUCUCUCUGAUUGUUUUGAGCUGUGUUGCACUGAUCCUGAUUCUGCUGUUCAUCACCGCAUAUCACAUUUUCAAAAAAAAACAGGUCAAGUCGACACCAGCCACUGCUGCCAGUACGGAAGUCAUAUACGCUGAUAUCUCUCAUGAGAACAAGAGUGAAAAGAAGAAAACAGAAUUACUCCCGGCUGGUGGUGUGGAAUACGCUGCAAUCCAACCGCAGAGGAAGAAGAGGAAAGAGAAGAAGGAAGAGGUUCAGUACGACAGGGUGACGUUCACUGUAAACCACUCAAGCGCUCACACACGGCCUCAGGAGGAGUGUAUUUACUCUCAGGUGCACAGUUGCUAGCUUCACAACAACAGCCAUGUAAAAAUCACACUUUAAUAAGAACUUCUAAAGCAAAUUGAUGUGUUUGUGUUAAAAAAAUCCAUAUUUAAAACUUUAUAAACCCUAAUUCUCACUUUAUGCUUACGCUAGUGUUCCUCAA